GAAGCAACCCGACCCGUAAAAUCACUGUAAAUUGGGCGCAAACGUAGCGAAACAGGAGAGAGACCAAGUGCUGGACGCAAACCCUCAAAUCUUCCGGAAAGUUAGCGAAGAAAGUUUAAGAGGAGCCAGGAGAGUAGUAGGGUACACACUCUCUCUCUCUCUCCUCCAUACUCAUUUUUCUCUUUCCAAUCAUAUUUUUGAAUUCGACCGAAAUACAAACGUAGAGAAACCUACAACUGUGUUACCCUCUCGUCGAUUCAGAAAAUGACAAAAACUAGCAAGGUGCGGCGGGUACCUGAUUUGCUAUCUUGCCGCUCAAAGGUGUGCAAAAAGAUUCAAAAGGAGAAACGACCAAAAUCAUCAGAGAAGAAAGAAUGGGAAGGGGCAACAUGCUCAGUUUGCAUGGAGCAUCCUCACAAUGCAGUGCUAUUGCUGUGCUCUUCUUAUGACAAGGGAUGUCGUCCUUAUAUGUGUGCCACUAGCUGUCGUUUGUCAAAUUGUCUUGAGCAGUACAAGAAAGCCUAUGCUAAAGUCACUUCAGUUGAGGGCUCUGAACCAGGGUUGCUGUCAAUUGAUGAUCCAAAUUGCUCGUCAGGAGCAGGUUCUUGUGCUGGGAAGUCGGUAGUUGAACUUCUAUGCCCACUCUGUCGUGGGCAGGUGAAGGGUUGGACUGUUGUUGAACCUGCACGCAAGCAUCUAAAUGCAAAGAAGAGAACAUGCAUGCAUGAAAAUUGCUCAUUUGUUGGGACAUACAAAAAGUUAAGGAAACAUGUAAGGCGGGAGCAUCCAUCAGCACGCCCCCUCGAAGUAGACCCUUCACAUGCAGAGAAAUGGAAGAAGCUUGAACAUGAGAGAGAGUUGAACGAUGUAUUUAGCACAAUCAGAUCCGCCAUGCCUGGGGCAAUUGUAAUGGGAGAUUAUGUAAUAGAGGGUAACUUUGGAGGCUUCCAGAGAAAUUUUGGAUUAGAUGAUCACCUCGGUGAGACUCUUUUUAGGUCGGAAUCUAAUGGUAUUCACUGGAAUGAUAUUGUCCACUCAGAUGAUGUUUUCGAUGAUGGCUAUCAUUCGUUUGAUGAGGAUGAUUUUUUUGUUGAUCAUUCUGGCAGUGGGGCUACAUCUAAUGUUUUCAAUAGAAUUUCUCGACUUCGUAGCAGGCUCUUAUUGGGAAGAUCAAGGAGGCGGCAACGACAUCGAGCCAGUAGCAGAAUUCGUUGAUUUAUCAGGAAAGAAGUUUCAUGAGCGGUUGGGAUGAUAACAUGUGUUGAUUAGAUAAUGACUUUCUUUGUCACAACACAGAGAAAAAUGUGUCGGAAAAUCCAUGUUUGGAUCCUAACCGUGGUUGUUGCAGUUUCAAGAGGAUUGAUGACGCUGUUUGCAGCAAUUUGGAGUUCCUUUAGUUGCCUGUAAAUUGGAACCAGAUUGCAUAGUAAAGUAAAUUCAACCCUCCUCCCUACUGCUAGCUACUUAAAUUUCAUGAACCAGGACAAUAGUUUCAUAAAUUUUGAGUUGACUUAAGAGAAUUUUAUUUUUUUCUCAUUGAACGUACAUCCUUCAGGAAUGAAGGGUGCGGUGGUUAAUUUCAUAAUCAUGAACUGGUAUUUGCUCGUGUUGUGUUUUGUUCUGUACUUUUGCUGAUUCGUUUAAGAAGCUGAUUUUAAAAUACU
Nicotiana attenuata is the source of this 1664-nucleotide messenger RNA. RefSeq lists its product as uncharacterized. The transcript is spliced from 2 exons. Lineage: Eukaryota; Viridiplantae; Streptophyta; Magnoliopsida; Solanales; Solanaceae. The coding region runs from base 265 to 1215 and encodes 316 amino acids. The record is from RefSeq and is a predicted model, not a curated record.